UGUUUCCGUCGCUAACGCAGAACUCGCAUACACUCCUGACUUUAAUAUCCGAUUUUAAAACUUUAUUUGAAACUUUUAUGUUUAAUUCCUAUAAAAAAAUGUAAAGUCGCGCUUUGUCGACGAUGACAUGGCAGAAAAAGAGCUUGCUACGUUCAGGGAGCGUUGGAAACAAGAGUUAAGCUAUAAAAAGGAGGAGCAGCGCCUCGGUUGCGCUCCUUCCACCUCUGUCGAUGCUCCUCUCCAGUCGAGCCGCGGAGAUGCCUCAAAGAACAGACACCUCAUUUGUUCCGAGGAAGCAGCAGAAACGGAGGACCAGCCCGAAUAUGUGUCCAUCGCUCGCGGUUUGCUGGAUGGGAGAACCAGCCCGCUGCUGGACAGGAUCCAGGAGGAGAGAACCAGGAGAAAGAGGCUGUAUCACAACAUGACCGACGCUUGCAGCGCGUCUCUGCAGCAGCAGAAGCAGCCCAAAGGGAGGAGAGAAGAGGAGCUGGUGGAGCAACUCAUAGAGGAUUUGAAUGAAGUCAAUGACAUUCCCUUUUUUGACGUUGAGCUUCCAUACGAGUUAGCCUUGAAGAUUUUCCAAUAUCUCACCUGUGCUGAGCUUGGCAGGUGUGCGCAGGUGAGCAGGGCGUGGAGGGUCCUCGCAGAGGACGGGGUCCUGUGGUUCAGGAUGUGCACCAGGGAGGGCUACCACCCGCACGCCAGCGUCUCCGACUCCCCGUGCUGGAAGAGCACCCUGCGCGACUGCAGGAACUCUGCCAAAGCCGUGCGCUCCAACUGGAAGAAUCGAGUGGGAUCCAUCAGCCAGUUGCAGUUCGAGUUGGGAAAAGUGCUGUGUGACGUCAGCUCCUGUGACAACUACGUCCUAGCGGGCUACACUUCUGGUGAUGUGAGGUUGUGGGACACGCUGCACUGGGACGCCACCGCCUCGUUCCUGAAGGCCAACAGCCUGUCGGCGCUCACGAGCCCUCGGCCGCACGUCAGCCUCGUCCAGGUGAACGCCACGGUGGCCGCCGCUGCGUACCAGGAUGGCUGUGUAGACCUGUGGAGCACAGAGACGGGUGGAGAACCGCUCCACCACUACCAGCUCCCAGGGACGAUCCGGGCUCUGGCUGUGAGUCCGGACACCCCCGUCCUGGUUUCUGCUGCUGGUUCAGAUGUUCGGCUCGAUGGCGGCGAUGACUGUGGCUACUGGAGGCUGCUCUGCCAGGCUCAGCUGCCAUCACCGGCGCAGAGCCUGCUUGUAGUCCCAGGCCGGGCGGGUGAACGUCCGGUGGCGGCUUUAGCAGCUGGAGAGUCCGUGCACCUGUUGAAACCUGGAGAGGGGGAGGAGCUACAGCUCCUCCACUCCGUCUACGGUCAUCCUGUGACCUGCCUGGAUGCCUCCGACUCCCUCGUCGCUUUUGGGGUGAAGCGCACCGGCUGGAGCAUGCAUGAUGGAGGCAAUAAGAUCCACGUCUACAGCCUGGAGACCAGCAAACCAGCGGUUUGUGUCGGCGGCUCGCCGGGAGAUUUCACCUGCAUCAACCUGAGAGACGCCCCCCCCCAUCUGCUGGUGUGUGGAAACAAAGACAGGAGGGUGAGAGUGUUCGACCUCCGCGCCGGCUCCUCCGUGCUCUCCCUGUACGCCCACCACCUCGGCGUCACUUCAGUGCAGGCGGACGACUGGAAGGUUGUGAGCGGCGGCGGCGAGGGGCUGGUGUGUGUUUGGGAAAUGAGGAUGGGAGCGAAGCUGUGGGAGAUGCACAACAGACAUCCGGUCCGGCACGUGCGCUUCAGCAGCAGCACCCUCCUAACAGCCAACAUCCCCGACGACAAGUCGCCGCGCGGCGCCUGCAUCACGGACGACGACCUCACCGCCCACCGCAGGCAUCGAGGCGUCAUCUGUCAUUACGACUUCUCUGAAGACGCCCUCUCCCCGGAUCACGUCCUGCCCAUCUGCAGGUCGGAUUACGUCGACUCGUACGGCUACAACUACAACAUCAGCCUGGCGGUUCCGUACGACCGUCUGUCCGGAUCGCAUCCGGCGCUCUGACCUUCAAACGGACAGAAACAUCUUCACUUUGAUUCUCCAAGCUGCGUCUUUCAGCUCCUCUACAUCAUCUACCAUCGUUUAAAUGGUGAUUUUAGAAAGAUUGUAACUGAUAACUGUAACUAUAUGACUGUAACUAUAGUAACUGAUGCUUCUAAAAUGAUCACAGUAGAUGUUUCAGUCUUUAAAAAAAUACAUUAUGGAAAUGAUUUUAACAUAAAAGGAACUUUUUUAUCAGUUUGUUUCCAGAAUUUUCCACUUUUUCUUAACUAGUUUGUAGAUUUCUUUUUCGUUAUGGUAGUCCAAAAGAGCUGGUUUCCAUGUGGCGAUGUCUCUGAAGACCAAAAAUAAAAUAUUUACCAGUUCUGUGGCUGCAGAGGAAAAGAUCCAA
This is a messenger RNA of Oryzias latipes (Japanese medaka), 2423 nucleotides long. RefSeq names its product F-box and WD repeat domain containing 8 (gene fbxw8). The record is from RefSeq and is a predicted model, not a curated record. NCBI's taxonomy places the organism in Eukaryota, Metazoa, Chordata, Actinopteri, Beloniformes, Adrianichthyidae. Gene Ontology annotation, molecular function: protein binding.